AUGCCAGGCUCCCCCUUCCCGUCCUGCUCUCCUGCUGAUUCCAGCUCGAGUCGCCGCGCCUUCCUCUCAGACCCCUCCACGCCUCUGCCCGCCCCUUCAGCCGUGCCAGCAAGACCCGUGCAUCUCUCCACCCAGCUAUGCUUGUCUCUCGCUGUCUCUGCCUUUCAGGCGACGGUGACCAUGCUUCUCCCCUCCUCUGAUGCCGAUGGCCCUCAGGUGAGCGCCGGUCCCUGCCGCCUUCUCCACUCUGCUGCUGCCUGGCGUGCGGCGAGCGGAAUCCGCCACCCAUCCUCCUCUCCCACUGCUCUAGUGGGCCUGACGACAGCGCCUCCCCGCUGCGUUCCCCUUGCCACUGGCCAUGCCUCCCUGGUGAACUGGGCCCCUCCUUGCGCCUCUCUUCCUGGCGCCAGUAUCCGUUGGGUACGCUUGGCUCACCCUCCCAUCCUCCCUUGCGCAUCAGCUGCCACUCCGGCGAACGCAUGCUGUCUCCGACCCAGCCCUCCCGUGUCUGCCGCUUGUCGAGAGAGCGAGGGAUGCCAGGCGCUCGCUCCCAAUGCCACGCUUCCUCCUCUAUCACGCGCAAGCGCUCCACCUUGCCCCUUCCGCGCUCUCCUUGCAUCCCCACAGCGUCGGCGCCUAUGUCCGGUUCCUGCCGCUCUUGCUGACGCGACCUCUCUGCGUCGCGCACUUCAUGUCGCCCCGGGCUCCUCGUUGUCAUGCCCUCCGUCGGCGUCAUCGACCUCCAGCUCUGGGUUCGCGCCGUCCCCCUCCGCAUUCUCCUCGUUGGAUGUUUCCCACAGCUCUUCCUCUUGGGCGGCCUCCCCUUCUCUUGUUAUGUGA
Closterium sp. Naga37s-1 is the source of this 840-nucleotide messenger RNA. NCBI's taxonomy places the organism in Eukaryota, Viridiplantae, Streptophyta, Zygnematophyceae, Desmidiales, Closteriaceae. The record is from the annotation of a GenBank genome assembly.